Messenger RNA from Stomoxys calcitrans (stable fly), 1852 nucleotides. Its product is annotated as protein henna. Bases 214 to 1566 code for a protein of 450 amino acids. Lineage: Eukaryota; Metazoa; Arthropoda; Insecta; Diptera; Muscidae. Gene Ontology annotation, biological process: L-tyrosine biosynthetic process; L-phenylalanine catabolic process. The transcript is spliced from 6 exons. The record is from RefSeq and is a predicted model, not a curated record. Gene Ontology annotation, molecular function: iron ion binding; phenylalanine 4-monooxygenase activity.
UUAAAUAUAUGCAGGCCUUCAAUUUGAUUUUAGUUGUUUCGGAACCAGUGACAAAAUCUUGAGAUUUUAACUCAAGACGGAUUAAGUGAGCAAAGAAAAAUUUACAACAAUUCCUGUUAAAAUUAAAGGCUUUUUGCCUCAAAAGUGAAAAAAAAAAAAACAUUCUAAAACCUAAAAGCUUAACCAAAAAAUAAUUUAAAAUCUGCCACCAAGAUGAUGCAACGUCAACAAUCAUUCGAAAAGCCCACUCGCAUUGAUGGCUCAUCAUACAUUGUCGAGGGCAUAGACGCCAAGGAGGCCCGCAAUACUUGCCUGGUGUUCUCCACCAAAGAACAAUCUAGCGGUUCUUUGGCCAAUUCCUUGAAGAUCUUCAAGAAACACAAUGUCAAUUUGGUUCAUAUUGAAUCACGCUCCUCACUUCGUGUUCCCGGCUAUGAAUUUUUUGUGGAGUGUGAUGCCAAAUCUGAUGGCUUGGGCAAAGCCAUUGAGGAGUUGCGCGAGCUCUCAACCUAUUUCAAUGUGAUUUCUCGCGAUUACAAGGACAAUGUCUCGGCUGUGCCAUGGUUCCCUCGCAGAAUUCGUGAUUUGGAUCGUUUUGCCAAUCAAAUUCUGAGUUAUGGCGCUGAAUUGGAUUCAGAUCAUCCUGGUUUCACCGAUCAAACAUAUCGUGCCAGAAGAAAAUAUUUUGCUGAUAUUGCCUAUAACUAUAAACAUGGCCAACCUCUGCCUCAUGUUGACUACACAGCCGAGGAAACUGAAACCUGGGGCAUAAUGUUCAGACAUUUGACAAAGCUGUACAAGACCCAUGCCUGUAAGGAAUACAAUCAUGUCUUCCCCUUGUUGGUGGACAAUUGUGGAUUCCGUGAGGAUAACAUUCCACAGUUGGAAGAUGUUUCCAACUUCUUAAGAGAUUGUACUGGUUUUACUCUACGCCCCGUUGCUGGUCUAUUGUCUUCCCGCGAUUUUCUGGCUGGCUUGGCUUUCCGUGUCUUCCACUCCACCCAGUAUAUUCGUCAUCCCAGCAAACCAAUGUACACUCCUGAACCCGAUGUUUGUCAUGAACUGAUGGGUCAUGUUCCUCUCUUUGCCGAUCCUGACUUUGCUCAGUUCUGUCAAGAAAUUGGUUUGGCCUCCUUGGGUGCCCCCGAUGAUUAUGUGGAGAAAUUGGCCACUAUUUUCUGGUUUACUGUGGAGUUCGGUCUGUGCCGCCAGGAGGGUGAAUUGAAAGCCUAUGGUGCCGGUUUACUCUCCUCAUAUGGUGAAUUGCAAUACUGCCUAAGUGGCAAACCACAAUUGAAGGAUUUCGAUCCCGAGGUAACAGGCAUUACCAAGUACCCAAUCACACAAUUCCAGGAAGUCUACUAUGUUGCGGAUAGUUUUGAGAAUGCCAAGGAGAAAACAAUUAAAUUUGCCAAUUCCAUUCCCCGUCCCUUUGGAGUGCGCUACAAUGCCUACACCCAAAGUAUUGAAGUUUUGGACUCCAAACAUCAAAUCUCGAAUUUAAUGAACAACAUCAAUUCGGAAUUCCUAAUAUUGCAGAAUGCCGUGCAAAAAUUGAAGGUUUAAUGAUGCAUCAUACCUUGCUGCAUAUAUUCCCACUGUUGCAUUUUUAGUGUUUAUGUCUUGUUUUACUAUAGUUAAGCAUUUUUAUGAAUUAUUUAAUAUUUGUUAAACAAAAAUAACAGAAAGUUUCAUAUAUGAAAGCAUACAAAAUAAAUAAAAAUUGAGCUCGAUUGAGUUAAAUAAAAAUUGAGUUUUAAGAGUAAGAAGUUGAACAAUAUCCACCAAACGAAUUAUUUCUACACUGAAAGAAAACAAAUAAAGUCGAAUCUUGUACACCCUCUACCAUGGA